Acanthisitta chloris (rifleman) is the source of this 705-nucleotide messenger RNA. RefSeq names its product tetraspanin 8 (gene TSPAN8). Bases 1 to 705 code for a protein of 234 amino acids. The record is from RefSeq and is a predicted model, not a curated record. Lineage: Eukaryota; Metazoa; Chordata; Aves; Passeriformes; Acanthisittidae. Gene Ontology annotation, cellular component: membrane. The transcript is spliced from 8 exons.
AUGGCGGGUGUAAGCGGCUGCUUGAAGUAUUCCAUGUUCAUCUUCAACUUUUUAUUUUGGGUGUGUGGUUGCAUUAUUUUGGGAGUCUCUAUAUGGAUACGUGUUAGCAAAGAUAUUCAGGAGGAGCUGGGUAUAGAUAGCAGCCUGUUUGCAGGAGUUGAUUUGCUGAUAGCCGUGGGCGCCAUUAUUAUGAUCCUUGGUUUUCUUGGGUGCUGUGGUGCUAUAAAGGAGAGCCGGUGCAUGCUGCUAUUGUUUUUUAUUGGUCUGCUUCUGAUCCUGAUUCUUCAGAUCACAGGAGGUAUUUUAGGUGCAGUGCACAGAUCUCAGGCUGAAAGUCUCCUUAACAAGACUCUGGAGGAUGGUGUGAAGGCACUGCAAGAGACUGCAGAAAAUUAUACAGAGUUUCAGAAGAACUUCCAGAAGUUUCAGAGAGAGAACAAAUGCUGCGGUUUGCUGAAAGGAGCUGAAGACUGGGGAAAAAAUUUUAAUGAUGAAAUCUGUAAGUGUGAACUAGAAAAGCCAUCAGACCUCUGUGCCCCCUAUCAAAACACAGUUGUUUAUAAAACGACUUGUGGAGAAGUGAUUAUCAAAUUAUUUCAAGAGCAUCUGGUCAUAAUUAUGGGGAUCGCCUUUGGACUGGCUGUUAUUGAGAUUCUUGGUUUGGUGUUUUCUAUGAGCCUCUACUGUCAGAUCCAGAAAAAAUGA